GAAAGAAAAAAAAAGUUGUAAUUUUAAAUUCCAAACUAACCCAUAAUCUAUUUGCUAGGCCAUUAAUCCAUUAUUAUACAGGCGGUCUGUGGAUCUAAUCGAUUUCAAGGUUAGAUGAAAUUGGGCUCCCAGGAAAUUAAAGCCCAUACACUUCCAAUCAUGGUAAAGUCUAAUGUACGCCACGUUAGAGAACCAACUACUCAUGUACGCCACGUUAGAGAACCAGGAAAUUAAAGCCCAUAUACUUCCAAUUAUGGUUCAGUCUAAUGCACGCCACGUAUUGGGAUUAAAUAUUUUGAUUUUUUAUAACAAAAAUUAUAUAUAUAUAUACACACACACACACACACACACUUAAUGUAUUUUUAUGAUUUAAAAAUUUUAACAAAUUAAAUAAUUUAUGAAUAUAUAUAAUCAAAUAAAUUAAAAAUUAUGUACACUAAUAAAUAAAUAAAUUGUACAAGACGAAGAAGCGAGAAAAGAAUCACAGGGAAGGUAGAAGAAAAAGAGGGUGAAGAUGGUGCUAUUGGCGAUCGCCAGUUCUUCUCCUUCUCUUCUAAAACAAAUCGAUGUGAGAAAGAGGAGAGGAGGUAUGAAACAGGCAGAAACAAAGGAGACAUCAUUGAUUGUGGAAAUUGAAGGUUACAAGGCGACUGCCCAUCACAUCCAGGCUUAUGGGAAUAGAUUGUGGAGAUUGGGUAUUUAGUUUGGGGAGGUCCGAGAACAUGAUCAAUGGCCAGCAUCUGGACACCGGUUUUCAUGGAAGGACGGUCCACUGGGUUCCACUGGAUGCACCACAGUCCCACAAUGGCCAGAGAUCUCAAGGAAAAGUUAGGAGAAGGGGGUUUUGGUUGCGUGUAUAAAGAAAAGCUUCGUAAUGGGCAUUCUGCAGCGAUAAAAUUGCUGGGCAAAUCCAAGGCUAAUGGACAAGAUUUCAUCAAUGAAGUUGCUACCAUUGGAAGGAUUCGCCACACCAAUGUAGUGCAACUAGUUGGUUUUUGUGCUGAGGGAUCAAAGCGCGCUCUUAUAUAUGAUUUCAUGCUCAAUGGAUCUCUCGAUAAUUUCAUUUUUUCUCAAGAAAGAUCUGUCUCUUUAAACUGGGGAAAACUGCAUGAGAUUUCCCUUGGAGUGGCUCAUGGCAUCGAAUAUCUACAUCGAGGUUGUGAGAUGCAGAUCCUACAUUUUGACAUCAAGCCUCACAACAUUCUUCUCGAUAAAAACUUCGCUCCAAAAGUUUCUGACUUUGGGCUUGCUAGGUUGUGCCCAGCAAAUGAGACCGAGAAAUCUCUCACUGCAGCAGGGGGAACGAUAGGUUACAUGGCGCCAGAACUGUUCUACAAGAACAUCGGGCGCAUCUCAUACAAAGCUGAUGUUUAUAGCUUUGGAAUGUUGCUGUUGGAAAUGGCAAGCAAAAGGAAGAAUCUGAACGCAUUGACAGAGAAUUCAAGCCAAAUUUACUGGCCAGAUUGGGUUCAUGACCAAGUCUCUAAUGAGAAGGCUAUAGAGAUUAGAGAUGGUGGCACGGAAGAGGAAGAAAAGAUAGUCAAGAAGAUGAUUAUUGCAGGGUUGUGAAGUAUACAAAUGAAUCCUCUGAAUCGCCCUGCAAUGAACGAAGUUGUGGAGAUGCUUGAAGGUGACAUGGAAAGCCUGCAACUACCUCCGAAACCAAUUCUAUAUCUAGAUGAGAAGCCAAUAAACACUUUCGGAGAGUCAUCUUCCAUUUCUGAUUAUUUUCAGAAUCAGUCAGCUUGAUUGAUUGAAAAUGCAUAUAAUUAAGUGAUCUUGUAUGAAAUACUCUGCUCAUGUGCCAGGGAAGGCUUGUCCCAUGAAAUUCUUAGAUCAAAUCUGCAUGUGAUGGAUAUUCUUCUUGAUUCGUUUUA
This is a messenger RNA of Populus nigra (black poplar), 1877 nucleotides long. Its product is annotated as rust resistance kinase Lr10-like. The transcript is spliced from 2 exons. The record is from RefSeq and is a predicted model, not a curated record. Bases 730 to 1569 code for a protein of 279 amino acids. Lineage: Eukaryota; Viridiplantae; Streptophyta; Magnoliopsida; Malpighiales; Salicaceae. Gene Ontology annotation, biological process: protein phosphorylation. Gene Ontology annotation, molecular function: ATP binding; protein kinase activity.